CGGACGUCGAGCCGACGUGAUGGCGUCAGGCGCCCUGGGCGCAGCUUGCUGUUGUCAGUAACUGGAGGCCGCGGGUUCGGGGCGAGCUUCUGCGGCUGCGGUGGCCGGGGGUGCCCCCUGCCCCGCUCCCCACUUCCUUUGCACCUGGAGAGGACCCUCACAGAGUGCUCCUCCGGACCAGAGCUGAGAACAGAUCAGUCCCAACACUGAACACAGGGAACACUGGGAGCCCGAGGAGAUGUUCCAUGUCGUAAAGAGUGUAGCCCUUGGUCUGGGAAUCACAAGCUAGAAGUUUCUCGCCCUCCAGCUGGACCAGAAAUCCAAUUUUCUUCAGGUGGAAGGAGAUGCUGUUUACUCAUUCAUCGCUCACAAGGCUGAAAGAUCAGCUGCCUUUCUGAAUCAGAAGAUAACUUUGUCAUUCUUUUCCAACUGAAAACCAUGACUCAUCAAUUGGUACUGUAGGAACUGAAUGACUUAAACGCCAGGCUGUUCUGAACAGCCAGGUACAGGAUUGGAUUCAGGCCAUCGAGUGGAGGCUGUUGGGAAUGGCUGAGAAGUCUCUAAGGAGAGGAGGUUGCUGUUUACUGAUGGAUGGAGUGUUUUAAAGUGGUGAAGCCGGUCAUCCAUUUCUUCUUUUAAUGUGUCAUGUGAUUUCCCUGAGAGCUGCUGCCUGAGUGGAAAUGCUGUCAGUGGUGGAGAAUGGAGUGGACCCCCGGGAUGCCAUCUCGGUCAUCAAGAAGAAGCUAGUGGGAUCCAUGAAGGCGUUGCAGAAGCAGUAUGCAUCCUCGGACGCAGUGGUUACCAGUGAAGACGGAGAUGCCAACACCAUGUGCAGCGCCCUGGAGGCCGUGUUUAUCCACGGCCUGCACGCCAAGCACGUCCGAGCGGAGGCCGGGGGGAAAAGGAAGAAGAGUGCCUACCAGAAGCCUCUGCCUCAGCCUGUCUUCUGGCCCCUCCUGAAGGCCAUCACCCACAAGCACACCAUCUCGGACUUGGAGCACCUGGUCUUUGUCAGCACGGACGUGGGCCGCUGCCGGGCCUGGCUGCGGCUGGCCCUCAACGACGGCCUGAUGGAGUGCUACCUGAAGCUGCUGCUGCAGGAGCCAGCCCGCCUGUGCGAGUACUACCAGCCCUCCGCCCUGCUCCGAGACCCCGAGGAGAGCGAGUUCCUCCUCAGCUUCCUGCAGGGACUGACAUCCUUGUCCUUCGAGCUCUCCUACAAGUCCUCCAUCCUGAACGAGUGGACGCUCACCCCGCUGGCCCUCUCUGGGCUUUGCCCCUUCUCUGAGCUCGACCCUGUCACUACCUCGGGGACAGAACUACAGCGGAAGGAGUCUCUGGAUUCCAUCUCCCAUUCCUCGGGCUCAGAGGACAUCGAAGUCCAGCACUCGGGCCAUAAGAUCCAACGGAACAGGCAGCUCACUGCCUCCUCCCUCAGCCUGGACACGGCCAGUUCGUCCCAGCUGUCCUGCAGCCUCAACUCUGAUAGCCUCCUACUCCCGGAGAACGGCUCCAAGAGUCCAGACCACUCUGAGGAGCCCAUGUCCUACGACUCGGACCUGGGGACAGCAAAUGCCGAUGACUCAGACCCGUCUCUGCAGGAGGUGUUGUCUGAAUUCAACAAAGCCCAGGUAAACUCUGUGCCAACCAACGGACUGAGCCGAGAAACGGAGAUUCCCACACUGCAGGCCUCACUCUCCCUCCACGGCCUCUGCCUCGACACCAGCACACACCUGCACGUCGAGGCGCCUGCAGAGCCCCUCCCUGCCCGAGCAGCCUCUGGGACUGCAAAUGGUGGCCACAAGCAGGAACCACUUUCCCUGGCACCUGGCAUCCUGGGCUUGCAGCAUCUGGGCACUGCCCAAGCUGUCACUUCGAGGAGCACUUCAGACCAGCAGCCUUCUAGUCCUGUGAGAGCAGUCGGCCAAGGGGAUGGGCAGCAGAGGCCCUCGGUGGAUGACGGAGCUGGACUGAGCCUCAUGGUUUCCUCACCCACCAGUCCGAAAAGCAAGAGCUGGAUCUCGGAAGAUGACUUCUACCGGCCUCCCCAGGAACAACCCCCGGAGAGUCCUUCAGACGGCUCCGCAGCUUCUCCCGGAGGGACUCCAGAGUCCGGGCCGUGUCUUCUCAGGCAUUUUUCUCACGGACCAAGAAAAAGCUCCUCCAUGGGGGCCCUAGACAGAGCUUGUGUGCCUUGUCCAGGAAGCAGGAAAAGCCUGGCGGCCGCCUCGCAGGAGCAUAAGAACUUCAGGGUGGUGCAUCGCAGGCAGAUGGGACUGUCCAACCCGUUCCGGGGCCUCAUGAAACUGGGCACAGUGGAGCGGCGGGGGGCGAUGGGCAUCUGGAAGGAGCUCUUCUGCGAGCUCUCCCCGCUGGAGUUCCGCCUCUACCUGAGCGGCGAGGAGCGCACCUGCGUGGAGAACUGCUCGCUGCUGCGCUGUGAGUCCGUGGGGCCGGCCCACAGCGACGGCCGCUUCGAGCUGGUCUUCUCCGGCAAGAAGCUGACCCUGCGAGCCUCUUCCCAGGACGAGGCCGAGGACUGGCUGGACCGGGUGCGGGAGGCCCUGCAGAAGUGCCGGCCGCAGCAGGAGGAGGAGUGGGUGAGCGUCCAGUACCCGGAGCAGCCCAGCGACCUCCCCGAAGGCCCCCAGGGUGGCCCCCCCUCCCACCCGGAGCCCACGGAGCCCGAAACCCUGCAGAGCACGCAGUUGGAUUGGUCCUCCGCCCAAGUGCCCGAGCCGGACGCUAUUAAAGAGUCCCUCUUGUACCUGUACACGGAUAGGACCUGGACGCCCUAUAUCUUCUCCCUGUCCCUGGACUCCCUGAAAUGCUUCCGCGUGAAAAACAACGAGAAGAUGUUAAGUGACAGCCACGGAGUGGAGACCAUCCGAGAUAUCCUGCCAGACACCAGCCUCGGGGGCCCGUCCUUCUUCAAGAUCAUCACGGCCAAGGCCGUCCUGAAGCUGCAGGCCGGCAGCGCCGAGGAGGCCGCCUUGUGGAGGGACCUGGUGCGCAAGGUGCUGGCGUCCUACCUGGAGACGGCGGAGGAGGCCGUGACACUGGGCGGGAGCCUGGACGAAAACUGCCAAGAGGUGCUGAAGUUCGCCACCGGGGAGCAGGGCUUCCUGCUGCAGUACCUGGUGGCCAUCCCCACCGAGAAGGGCCUCGACUCCCAGGGCUGCUUCUGCGCAGAUAGCAGGCCUAUCCACCGUGGUUGCUUCUGUGUGACUCAGGAGCUGACCCUGGCCCCGCCGCCGCUCACUCUCCCCAUGUCCUUCUCCCCAGGCUGCUCCCGGCAGAUCGGCUUCUCGUUUGUACGACCCAAGCUCUGUGCCUUCUCUGGCCUCUAUUACUGUGACAUCUGCCACCAAGACGAUGCUUCAGUGAUCCCGGCCAGGAUCAUCCACAACUGGGACCUCACCAAGCGCCCGGUCUGCCGGCAGGCCCUGAAGUUCCUGAUGAAGAUCCGGGCCCAACCCCUCAUCAACCUGCAGCUGGUGAACCCAUCGCUGUACGAGCACGAGGAGCGGAUGCACCUCAUCGGGAGGAGCCGGGAGCAGCUGAAGCUUCUGGGGGAUUACCUGGGCCUGUGCCGGAGUGGGGCCCUGAAGGAGCUCAGCAAAAGGCUCACCCACAGGAAUUAUCUCUUGGAGUCUCCCCACAAGUACAGUGUCGCUGACCUCCAGCAGAUCUCGGAGGGAGUGUAUGAAGGAUUCCUCAAGACCCUGAUCGAGUUUGCCUCCCAGCAUGUCUACCACUGUGACCUGUGCACCCAGCGUGGCUUCAUCUGCCAGAUCUGCCACCACCAUGACAUCAUCUUCCCCUUCGAGUUUGACACCACCGUCAGGUGUGGCGAAUGCAAGACCGUCUUCCACCAGAGCUGCCAGGCCGUGGUGAAGGGCUGCCCCCGCUGUGCCCGCCGGCGCAAGUACCACGAACAGAACGCUCUCACCUAACCCAGUCUCCUGACCCCCCUCAAAGGCCUCGGGGUGAGGGUUCCGCUCAGCCAUGCAGCUGGGUUUGCCAUCAACCCCGGCCACUCUCUCAAGGUGUCACAGCUGUCUCCCUCGUCAGGAAGACUCAGAUGUGACUAGAGCAUGAGCCUACCAGAGGGCUUAAUGAUUGAUGGCCCGUCGUCCCCCCCCCCCAUCUGCUCCAGGAGGUGGGACACCAGCAGACGCCCCCUGUCCGGGGUGCUGUGGGUGGGGGGACUGUGCACUAAUCAGGCUCCAGCUCAUCUCACUGACAUGACACCCCCAUCAGGGCUGUUCACACACUGUGGAAAUAAGACUUGGGGCGCAUUUACAAAUCCACAUGCCUGAUUAAAAGGUCUAGUUUUUUAAGGUGGGUUUUCCCCCUUCCUAUUUCAAUAGAAAAUAUUUUUUUAUUCUUAACCCUAUACAAAUCACCCAAGAAAUCCAGGCAUUCUCACCAUGAGCGAAUGUGCAGGUACUGCCCAGGCCUGGUCUGCAGACAGGCGGGCGGCUGGGCAUCCCUGUGACAGAGCCCGUCAGCUGCCUCUCCUUCACCCUCCCCAGACACUUGCUGCCAACAGCUCAAGUGCAAUGUGCCAAACAGCCCAUGGGGCCAGGCGGGUCGGUCCUGAUGCCACCUUCUUCCUCUCCCUCUCUACUCCCUGCCCCAUGCCCCCCACCUGAAAAGCCCAUCUUUCUCUGUGUCAGAGCCCCUUCUCUCUUCUGUAGCCAGGAUUCUGGUCCCUGCACGAGAAGGGUAAUGACUUCAACCCAGCACUGUCAGCACUUUGCAUCUUCCUUGGGCCAGGGACCGGCCCACCCCUCAGCUCCAUGCCCUCCCCACUCCUACCCUACACUGGGACACUCUCAGGGGUCCCACCCCUGCCUGCCUGACCCCUGCUGGGACAGAGGUAGUCUGGGCUCACAGAGAGGGCAGUGAGCCUAGGCCGGGGGCCGGCCUUGGCGCACAAUGUGGAACAGUGACCCGUCCUUCACGAAGCGUGCCAGCCCCGCUGCUGAGAUGUGCGGGGGCCAGCGGGGGAAGGGCCACGGAAGGGCUUCGCCUCCGUUCACAAAGCCAUGCAUUCACACAGCUUUGCCGGACUGGCCCGGGAAGGGCGCCGCUGGAGACUGGGAAAUGUCAUUGAAACACCAUUGCCAUUGGAAGGAGUGUUGGAAUUGUUUUCAAAUGAUAUUUAGACCCUUGGGGCUUGGGGGAAUCUGCUGCAUCCCUCCCUCCUCUCCUGAACCCAGCAAGCCCCCCUCCGCCCUGGGGCCCUCUGGUCGUCUCUGCACUCAGCUUGAGACUGGGGGCCUCAUGUGAAGACCCACCUGUCCUGCCAGGAGAUGAGCUUACUGCCACUUCUCCCUUGGGGUGAUUUGGCUGCUGAGUCACCUGUCUAGCCCCGUGGAGCUGGAUAAAUUGUGCAAUAGAACAGAGGAGGUGCUAGGCAGGUGGGGGAGGGGCUGCCACACAGCCUCUCUGUCCCCUCUUGUAAGCUGGUGCACACCUGUGCCCAGCACACCAAAGCCUCCAGAAGCAGAAAUGGAUCCUUAUCCUCAUCCCACCCCUCAGCAUUUAUGCCAGCACAGCCUGAUCAGAGCCCCGACUGCCCCAGAUCCCUGAGUGGGCAGGAGCCCAGCCUGGGUGCGCAGUGUGGCCCUGGCUGGGCCUGUAUGUUCUAUAGUCCACAAGGUGCCCUAGGAGGGGGCAGGAGUGAGACCUUGGAGGCGCCUACUUCAGUCCGCUGCACCCCCGCGCUCCCAGAGAUUAGAAGCAUUAAAUCUGACGCUCCCCCAUCCCCAAAAGCUGCUGAUGCUUUCAGAUGAGCUGAGUUGCACCUCCUCACCUCCGACUGAAAGCUGAUGUGAACCCCAGUGGUGGCCACACUUUUUAAAGUGUCACUGGAUGCAAUAAACUUUGCAGUACGGGGCCCUGGUGCUUGGCGAUGUACUGAAGGAACUGCUGCUGUGUGUUGUUUGAAUGAUUUUGCAGUAAAGACCUGAUCUUUCUAA
Myotis daubentonii (Daubenton's bat) is the source of this 5990-nucleotide messenger RNA. It is a transcript of the gene PLEKHM1, whose product is annotated as pleckstrin homology and RUN domain containing M1. NCBI's taxonomy places the organism in Eukaryota, Metazoa, Chordata, Mammalia, Chiroptera, Vespertilionidae. The record is from RefSeq and is a predicted model, not a curated record.